AUGGCUCGUAUCCAGAUCCCCAUCGACGCCUUGACGUCCCGCCUCGGCCUCCAGGACCGCUUUAACAGCAUGCGCUCCGGUGGUUUGAGCGGCCGCUUCGCCAACCUGCGACCUGUUUCCGAGUUCUUCGACAUGAAGCGCCUAUCCAAGCCCGCCAACUUUGGAGAGGUCCAGUCGCGAUGGAACUACAACCUUUCCUACUUCUCCAGCAACUACAGUGUUGUCUUCUUGAUGCUCAGCAUCUACGCCCUGUUGACCAACUGGGUCCUGCUGUUCGAUAUCAUCUUCGUCAUUGCAGGCAUGUUCCUCAUUGGCAAACUCGACGGUCGUGACCUCGAGAUCGGCUCCUUCAAAGCUACCACCUCCCAGCUCUGGACCGGUCUCCUCGUCAUCUCCGUGCCCCUCGGCCUGCGCGGGCGGAGGAAUGAGGGAGCUGCGCAACAGCCAUCCUGGGAGGAUGGAAGGAGGGUUGUAGAGGAGUUGGAGACGGAGGUGGAUGAUUCGGAUACACAAGGCGUUGGUUUGGUUUCGCGCGGCCAGCGGUUCGCCAGCGACCCGCUCCGCUUUACAGGUACGGACUUGGGUGACAGGGUCGCCGCGUUGCGGAGAGGGCACAACUAUCAACACUCGGAUGACGACGAGGACGAGGACGAGGACGAUAGCGAAGAUGAUACUGACGAGGACUCGUCUGACGAAGAGGAAGACGACGUGGACUGGGAACAACUGUCGCCGCGGGAGCGGGACGACGUACUGGCCCAAAGAGCUCUUGCCCGCGUCCGGCGCGCACAAGAACGAGGCAAGCUUGAGGUGAACCUGAGCAAAGAUGAAAUGGCAGCCCUCGACCGGCGGAGGAAGCGCUUGGAAAAGGAAGCACGUAAACAGGAGCGCAGACAGCGCCGGGAAAGGGAGCAGCGUUUCGCCAUCCCGCUAUCCCAGUUCGAGCCGCCGACUCGCAGACGGGAGCCGCCGAUGGCCGCCGAGGACGACUUGCCGCGUCAUCCCUCUCCCGGCACGUUCGCCGAGGUGCAGACGCGAGAUGCCAUGCCGCCCAUGGGCUACUUUCCACCUCCCAACGCCUCUCGCGCUCGGCCCCGCUCAGCAACUUCGGCCUCCCAGCGACCCACGCCUCGCAUCGUGGGCGAGAGGGGCUCGUCACCGUUCAAUUAUGCGUACGUACAAGGUGGUGCCGCUCAGCGCCAUCCUUCCGAUUCUGCCAACUCUCGAAGAGGACCUCUGCCAUCCGAAGAAGGAUGGGGUCCUGCUCCAAACAUGUCGCCUGCUUCGUCCACGUCGUCCAUGUCCAAAUCGCAGUCAAACGUGGAUCCCUUCCAGUUCCAAGUCGAGGGUCCUCGGGUUGCUGCUUCGCGGCGGAACGUCUCGGGCUCUACUGAUGGACAGCGAACUUCAGUCGCACCCCCGGUCGGGCGAGGUUCCCGGACUUCACGUGGUCCGCCACCCGAGGAGGACAGCAGCGAGGAGAGUAGCGAAGAGAGCACCAGCGACGACACGGGCAGCGGUGCUCAGAUCGCUCAGCCGCCGCCGCUACCGCCACCGCCACAGCCGCCAAUGACGAGGCGUGGCCGCAAGGAGGCCGUUGCCGUCGAAGAGGCCGUUACCCGCGAGUCGGCACGUGAGGUUUCGCGGGGCAAGAAGUCUGCCAACCCGUCGCCGUCCAAGAGGAAGCCCGCAAGUAGUCGCCGGAAGAAGAAAUAG
Molecule: messenger RNA, 1713 nt
Organism: Colletotrichum higginsianum IMI 349063
Lineage: Eukaryota; Fungi; Ascomycota; Sordariomycetes; Glomerellales; Glomerellaceae
Product: Prenylated Rab acceptor 1
Exons: 2
Coding region: 1-1713 (570 amino acids)
Cellular component (GO): Golgi apparatus
Source: RefSeq, a predicted model, not a curated record